Lindgomyces ingoldianus is the source of this 1212-nucleotide messenger RNA. RefSeq lists its product as uncharacterized. The record is from RefSeq and is a predicted model, not a curated record. NCBI's taxonomy places the organism in Eukaryota, Fungi, Ascomycota, Dothideomycetes, Pleosporales, Lindgomycetaceae. The transcript is spliced from 2 exons. The coding region runs from base 1 to 1074 and encodes 357 amino acids.
AUGCAGGUCGAGUGUCCCAUCCCAGUUCUAACCGCUAGUCGCUCGAUACAUUUGUCAAAGGCCGUUUCACCCUCCAAGGUCAAGCCCUCGGUCUCUGCAGCUUCAAUUUUCAAGCCACAACCUCGAGGAGCGGCUAAAGCUGCGAAAGCGCUCACCACUAUUACCAAUGAUGCUCUCGUGACUGUCGAGAAUUCUAGGGUGAAGAAGGCACGCAAGAACGAGGCUUCACCAUCAAACAGCCUUGGAAAAUGGAAACUCGCGCCCAUGAAGAACGGCGAUAGGCACCCACUUGCUGUGGCAUUUAGAGGCACUACCAACGCCUACCGCACCCAGCUAUAUGAGUUCGUCACCACCAGCAUCACUUCUAAACACGAGUCUCUCCAUCAAGCUCUCUAUGACUCAACUGUUCAUUCAGCCUUUGGUCCUGAUCCGGGCGAUGCUGGUGGAUCGCCGCUGAAGUUGUCUUUAUCAUAUCGACUUCGCCAAGUCAUUGCUCCGUUGACUGUGCCUAUGGGUGACUUUGGUCUCCAAUACCAUGCCACGAACAAAGAGACCGGCCAAUCAGAGCUAACAAAGUACUCGCUCAGGGAGAGGAUGACAGACUUCAUGAAUACACUUCGACAGCAAGAAGCUGAGAUCAUACAGCUGCAGGCAGAGUGGGAGGCAAUUCUUGGAGAGAUUUGGAAACUCGGAGCUCAGGUCCUGGGUGAGAAUCUCAUGCGUGAGCUACUCAUCCCUCGAACUUCGCCGGAACCCCAGAAAGAACGCUUCUCCGUACCUGCGGGAGGGGAUGAAGAAAUGCAAGUUGUGGGCGAAAGCUCCAAGGUGGUCAGACCCAAGAAGAAAGUCUCCUUCAAGGAGCCGAUCCCAAAGUUCCUUACUAAAACGUCGAUGUAUCCGCAUUCAGUCUUGCCUCUCCCGAACAUACCCAAAGAAGGAAUGAAAGAGCUAGAAGAAAAAGUUGAUGAUCUGGGUUCUACUAACAUCGCAGAGCUCAAGAAACUGGAGAAAGACCAGCAGGAGUUCUGGACUCGAAAACACCGGCAAAUCGCAACGGCGUUGGGGCAGGAGUGAGCAGCAAUGCGAUUUCCCGACUACCCGAUCCUCGGCGCCUGACGCAAUUUGUUGCAAAUAUGGGCUGCUGCCGGAGAUGCACAGCAGAGCACAUUUAUUUUGGCAUUUCACACGUGAGUAUCUCAGGGUGUGCAUCUC